AUGGCUCUCAAAGUUGGUGACACUAUCCCUGACGGCAUCCUCCAAUACGUCCCCUACGACCCUAACGAGUCGCUUGAAGCUUGCCCUCGUCCUUUGCAAUACAAGAUCCACGAGAAGCUCAAGGGCAAGAAGGCUGUCAUCUUUGCUAUUCCUGGUCCCUUCACUCCUGCCUGCUCUGAAAACCACGUUCCCGGUUUCUUGCGUGCUGCCGACUCGCUUCAAGCCAAGGGUGUCAAUGAGAUUGUGUGCAUGUCCUUGAUUGACGGUUUCGUUAUGAAUGCUUUCGGCAAGGUUAGCGGCAACAAGGGCAAGAUCAUUAUGGCUGGUGAUGGCAACGGUACUUUCACUAAGGCCCUCGGUCUGACCAUGGACGCCACCAAGGGUGGUCUCGGCAUUCGAUCCAAGCGUUUCGCCAUGGUGGUCGACGAUCUCAAGAUCACUUAUAUUGGUGUCGAGCCUGCACCUGGUGUCACUGUCUCUAGUGCUGAUGCCGUUUUGGCCAAGUUGUAG
Messenger RNA from Lichtheimia ornata, 510 nucleotides. RefSeq lists its product as uncharacterized. Gene Ontology annotation, biological process: hydrogen peroxide catabolic process; cellular response to oxidative stress; cell redox homeostasis. The transcript is spliced from 5 exons. Lineage: Eukaryota; Fungi; Mucoromycota; Mucoromycetes; Mucorales; Lichtheimiaceae. Gene Ontology annotation, molecular function: thioredoxin peroxidase activity. The record is from RefSeq and is a predicted model, not a curated record. Gene Ontology annotation, cellular component: cytoplasm; peroxisome; mitochondrion. The coding region runs from base 1 to 510 and encodes 169 amino acids.